CUAUUGUCGACGUAUCAAGAUAUUCAGUUUGUGUAACCAUCCCCACGACUUGCAUCAUGCUGGGUCUCAGAACAGUGAAAGGUAGAAUGCUCUACCGCAUCAUGAGCAUAUGUUGUGCCCUGUCCUUUUGCAUGUAUGGCUAUGACGCCGGUGUGCUUGGGGGAAUCCAAACGACCAAACCAUUUCUUGACGCUAUAGGACACCCAACAGGCACCUACGUUAUUCCCAUGAUCGCCUCCUCGUACACACUCGCCGCGGCUGUCUGCUCGCUAGCUGUGAGUGUCCUCGGCAUGCCCUUGGGCCGUAGAGGCUGUAUCCUCAUGGGGAACGGGCUUGUCAUUAUCGGCGCAGCAAUUCAAGCCUCAUCAUGGUCAAUUGCACAGAUGAUUGCCAGUCGAAUCCUUUGUGGAUUUGGCAUCGGCUUUAUCUCUUGUAGUGUACCCACAUACAUGGCAGAGAUGAGCAUUAACGAAAAAGAGCGUGGGCCAGAAGUCGCUGUGCAGUGCAUAUGGUUGAUUUCUGGUGUUGCCUUGGCAUACUGGGUUGACUUUGGCUUCACUCGAAUGACGAACCAGGUCUCAUGGCGCUUUCCAAUCGGCUUCCAGGCUUUUUUCGCCGUCAUCUCAAUCAUCGGCAUGUUUUUCAUGCCCGAUACGCCAAGAUGGUACUAUGCUCGAGGUCGAAACGAGGAAGGAGAUGAUGUUGUGGCACGCCUCCAUGACAGACCGGUGGAAGAUCCAGCAGUCCAGGCCAUGCGCAACGAGAUCCUGGCAUCCAUCAAGCUUGAGGAUGAAGACGAGCAUAAAUUCAACGUCAUUGAUUUGUUCUGGGACCGCAGCGACCUGAAAGCUGGGAGACGCAUAAGGAUUUCUUUCAUGAUCCUGUCCUUGCAGCAAAUGAUGGGUAUUAACCUCUCGGUCUACUACUCUACGGUCAUAUUUGCUCAACUUGGCCUCUCCCCGUUCCUCUCUCAACUCCUUGCCGCUGUCAUGAACACCGGGUUUGCGCUUGGUACAGUCCCGCUUCCCUUCGUGAUUGAACGCCUUGGCCGUCGUCGUAUCAUGAUAUGGUCAGCUGUGGCAUUGACCGCUUUCAUGACGGUUUUCGUCGCCAUGAUUGGCCUUCCUUCUCCCUCUACGGCCACUCAGUACACUGCUGUGGCCUGUAUAGCCUGUUGGAAUUUUAUAUUCGGCUUCGCGUUUAUCGGAAUUCCGUGGUUGUACGGACCUGAGAUUGCUCCACUCAAACUUCGGCAUCUCGGAGGUGCUGCUGGAGCCUUUGGUGAAUGGCUGUUCAGUUUCAUCACAGUCUUCGCAGGAGGAAUCGCCUUGCAAGAGGUGGGUUGGAAGAUCUGGCUUUGGAUGUUAUUGUCUUGUGCGGCCGCCGUGCCUUUCGUCUACUUCCUAUGCCCUGAGACAACCGGCAAGACGCUCGAAGAAAUUGAUUUGAUCUUUGCGAAACCUGAAAUCAGGGACAGCGCGCUGGCAGCCAGAACAAUCAGGGAUCAUGCAUAUAAGGAUGGCGUUCUGAAGGAGGUCUCAUACGAAGAGAAGGAAUAAUGAAACAAG
This is a messenger RNA of Exophiala mesophila, 1568 nucleotides long. RefSeq lists its product as uncharacterized. Gene Ontology annotation, cellular component: membrane. The transcript has 4 exons. The record is from RefSeq and is a predicted model, not a curated record. The coding region runs from base 57 to 1559 and encodes 500 amino acids. Lineage: Eukaryota; Fungi; Ascomycota; Eurotiomycetes; Chaetothyriales; Herpotrichiellaceae. Gene Ontology annotation, molecular function: carbohydrate:proton symporter activity. Gene Ontology annotation, biological process: carbohydrate transport; transmembrane transport.